CCGUGCGUCUCGCGAGCGUUGCGGUGAUUGACGGGCGGCGCAGCUGAGUCCGCGUCUGGCGGCUGUGAGGCAGACGGUUCUGAGGCGACUCGCAGCGGCGACCAUGUUUCGAGCGGCGGCUCCUAGGCGGCUCCGGCGGGCGGUUUCAUUGCUACGAUUUCAGAGUACCCUGGUAAUAGCUGAGCAUGCAAACGAUACUCUAGCACCCAUUACAUUAAAUACCAUCACUGCAGCCAAACGUCUGGGAGGUGAAGUGUCCUGCUUAGUAGCCGGGACCAAAUGUGACAAGGUGGCACAAGAUCUCUGCAAAGUAGCCGGUGUCGGGAAAGUGCUGGUGGCCCAACAUGAUGCCUACAAGGGCCUCCUUCCAGAGGAGCUGACACCACUGGUCGUGGCAACUCAGAAGCAGUUCGGUUACACGCACAUCUGUGCUGGAGCGACUGCCUUCGGAAAGAAUCUUUUGCCCAGAAUAGCAGCCAAACUUGAUGUUGCCCCAAUUUCUGACAUCAUUGGGAUCAAGUCACCUGACACAUUUGUGAGAACUAUUUAUGCAGGAAACGCUAUAUGCACCGUGAAGUGUGACGAGAAAGUGAAAGUGUUUUCUGUCCGAGGAACAUCUUUUGAAGCUGCAGCUACAAGUGGUGGCAGCGCCAGUUCAGAAACGGCAUCAAGUACUUCUCCAGUGGGGAUAUCAGAAUGGCUUGACCAGAAAUUAACAAAAAGCGAUCGACCAGAGCUAACUGGUGCCAAAGUGGUGGUAUCUGGUGGUCGGGGUUUGAAGAGUGGAGAGAACUUUAAGCUAUUAUAUGAUUUGGCAGAUCAGCUGCAUGCUGCAGUUGGUGCUUCUCGAGCUGCUGUGGAUGCUGGCUUUGUUCCCAAUGACAUGCAGGUGGGACAGACAGGAAAGAUAGUGGCACCGGAACUUUACAUUGCUGUUGGAAUAUCUGGGGCCAUCCAGCAUUUAGCCGGGAUGAAAGACAGCAAGACAAUUGUGGCAAUUAACAAAGACCCAGAAGCUCCAAUUUUUCAAGUGGCCGAUUACGGAAUAGUUGCAGAUUUGUUCAAGGUAGUUCCUGAAAUGACUGAGCUAUUGAAGAAAAAAUGAGGCAUGAUCAUGUCUUAAGAAAAAUCACGUGCGAGGAUUCAGCUGGAAUCGUAGAAAUUCAUAGCUGUUACAACUAUGAGACACCAUGGAGAGUUGUAUUUCAUAAUUUGAGGAAAACUUCUAAGAGAUGCCAGAAUGUGAUUUUAUGGGGCUAUCAUGUUUCUUUUUAAUUAUUUGUGGUUCCAUGCCAUAUUUUGAAAUUUUCUAAUUCUGUAAUAACACACGAAAUAAAGUCUUUCCACAGAUUUAAAGCUA
Hipposideros armiger (great roundleaf bat) is the source of this 1360-nucleotide messenger RNA. RefSeq names its product electron transfer flavoprotein subunit alpha (gene ETFA). Bases 104 to 1105 code for a protein of 333 amino acids. Gene Ontology annotation, biological process: fatty acid beta-oxidation using acyl-CoA dehydrogenase. Gene Ontology annotation, cellular component: mitochondrion. Gene Ontology annotation, molecular function: flavin adenine dinucleotide binding; electron transfer activity. Lineage: Eukaryota; Metazoa; Chordata; Mammalia; Chiroptera; Hipposideridae. The transcript has 12 exons. The record is from RefSeq and is a predicted model, not a curated record.